This is a messenger RNA of Centruroides sculpturatus (bark scorpion), 2644 nucleotides long. Its product is annotated as ligand-gated ion channel 4-like. Bases 294 to 1709 code for a protein of 471 amino acids. Gene Ontology annotation, molecular function: transmembrane signaling receptor activity; acetylcholine-gated monoatomic cation-selective channel activity. Gene Ontology annotation, biological process: monoatomic ion transmembrane transport; chemical synaptic transmission; regulation of membrane potential. NCBI's taxonomy places the organism in Eukaryota, Metazoa, Arthropoda, Arachnida, Scorpiones, Buthidae. The transcript has 8 exons. Gene Ontology annotation, cellular component: postsynaptic membrane; neuron projection; synapse. The record is from RefSeq and is a predicted model, not a curated record.
CGGUAGCGACGCGGAGUGGUGACGACGUCGUCCAAUUGCCUUCCGCCUAGUUCCGAUGCCUAAUCGAGCGUAGAAGCGCUUCAAUCGCCCCAAGCGCCAACGACAUAUUUCACCUCCGCCGACUCAGCGCCUUUCUUCUUACCUCCUUCCACUUCUUUGACUCCCGAUCGUUCGUGCAGAUGGCGCUCCGACUUAAUUGGAGAUGGCGGUAAAUUCCGGAGUGGGAGUACCUGACACUCGGUCCCGCCGAUCCGGUUGGUCAGGUUGAUUUCAAGAAUUGUUCCAGUAACAAAAUGUUAUUAGAAAUAUUCACCGUAUUUGUUCUGAAUAUUUUUCUUUCUUCUGCCGACGAGAACGAAUACAGAUUGGUUCAAUAUUUGCUAUCAACUUACGAUAAAUCUGUCCGUCCUUCUCAAAAUGCAACAGAUCCAGUUAAUGUGACGUUCGGUCUGGCUUUAACACAAAUUAUCGAUGUGGACGAAAGGAAUCAAAUCCUAACUACAAAUUGCUGGUUAAAUCAGAUGUGGUUAGAUUAUACCCUGCAAUGGAAUGCCAGCCAUUUUGGAGGAGUUCACGUGGUUAGAAUACCGGCGGAGAAAGUAUGGAAACCCGAUAUUAUUUUAUAUAAUAAUGCAGAUUCUCAAUACAACAAUGCCAUUCUCAGCACCAAUGUUAUCGUACUUUCAGAUGGAAAUCUAACAUGGCUGUCCAGUGCUAUUUUUAAGAGUUCCUGCAAAAUCAAUGUCGCUUGGUUUCCUUUCGACGAACAAAACUGUUCCAUGAAGUUUGCUUCCUGGACUUACGACGGUUAUCAAGUCAAUAUGAUUAUUCAGACUAACAAAGGUGACUUAUCGAAUUACGUAGAGAACGGAGAAUGGGAUCUCAUUAACAUGGCCGUUGUACGAAACGAAGUUUAUUAUUCCUGUUGUCAAGAACCGUAUCCCGACGUCACUUAUUUCAUUGUGUUAAGACGUCGUCCCCUAUUUUACGUCUUUAACUUGAUAUUACCUUGCAUGAUUAUCACUGGGAUUGCUUUGUUAAGCUUCUAUAUGCCUUCCGAUUCGGGAGAGAAAGUUACGUUGGGUAUAACUACACUCUUGUCCAUGACAGUGUUCCUGAUGGUGAUCGGAGAGAGUAUGCCACCGACAUCAGAUACAGUGCCACUAAUAGGGCUAUAUUAUGCCGUUGUCAUGUCGUUGGUAUCGUUAGCCACAGCACUAUCCGUUGUGACGUUGAAUAUUCAUCAUCGUGGGAUGAGAGGGAAAGAAGUUCCUCCUAUUGUCAAGAGGAUAGUGUUCGGUUGCUUAGCCAAACUGAUGUUUAUAGAACUGGAUUUAGAUUUCAAUGUCGAAUCGAAUAGAAGAAAUCGUCAUCCGUUACCAGUGAAGAUUCAACCAGAGAGAGAUACGUGGGAAAACGGUCGAUUAUCUCCAAAAUUUCGAACUCCUCAUUGCAUCAGUACAAUUCAGUCGUCGAACUUCAUCGAAAGCUUCGAAAAACAUUUUUUAAAGGUGCUAAACAAAGUCUACCAAACGAUCGAAAAGAACGAAGUCCGUUUGGCAGAACAAGAAAGAAGAGACACCAUUAAAUUAGAAUGGCAACAAGUGGCACUAGUCAUCGAUCGGUUCCUACUUCUUAUCUUCGUUAUCUCGACACUAGCCACGUCUUUUGGGAUUUUAUGCAUGUCGCCUCACGCUCGACUCUACUGAAGCGAGAUUGGUUUAUGCUGUGAUCUCAAAAUAUUCGAAUGUCAAUAGGAAUGGUGUUCUCCAUUCAGAGCUUUACGCGUAGAUUCUGGCCUGAAGAAUCUACCCACGGCUAACUCCGCCGUAACGUGCUAUAUUGCGUAUAGUAAAGCAGCCAGUAGCUAUUCAGAUGAAUAUUUUCAUCUCAUCGUAAUCAAUAUGAUAUGCCAACAACAACAUCCAGUUUUCGUCUUUAAAAGUAUUUACAGUUUUGUUUUGAUAUAGACUAGUCACUUCUAUAUGUUUUCAUAUAGACUCGUUAUAGAACUGGAUUACAAAAUACAUACAACACUAGUAAAUGCUCAAUUUGUAAAUUAGAUAUUACUUAGAAGAAAAACAUAAAUUAGUGUCUUAAUAAAAAAAAAUUAAGAAAAGUUCAGAAUAUAUUUUAAGUUUGAAAGAACUAAGAUAUAUUUUUUUGUGCUAAUUAACUUGUUUACACAUUAAACAUAGAGAAAUAAAAAACGUGAAGAGGAAGAAACAUAUUGCUCUUGUUUAGAUUGUUUAACAAUUAUAUAUUAUCCAGUAAUCGAUAAAUUACUCGUUAGAGUUAGAGUGAUAAGUUGUAGCUUUGUUGUUAAAAAAGUCACAUGCGUAUUGAUCCACAUAUAAAAAUAUAUCCAUUAAACAGAAUUAAUGGCUAUUCAACUAGUAUUAAAAACGUAAAUUUGUGACGAGUACAUUGUUAUAUUAGUAUCGAUAAAUAAAACAAAGUGUUCUAGAUUGGUAAAGGAUACAUUUAAAAUUCCUGAUGCCAAUUAGUGACUUCAUCGCUAACGAAAAAAAAAAUUGCAAUAAACAAAUUUUGUGAUCAAAUGGAAAAUGUAAUAUUACUGUUAAAAAUGUAUUGUUGAAAAUAUUCAAAAUCUAUCUUUGUAUCGUGAUAGUUUUGCAGAAAA